This is a messenger RNA of Ilex paraguariensis (yerba mate), 606 nucleotides long. Lineage: Eukaryota; Viridiplantae; Streptophyta; Magnoliopsida; Aquifoliales; Aquifoliaceae. The record is from the annotation of a GenBank genome assembly.
GUAGGAGACAAAGCUGGAAGUCAUAUUGAUGAAAUCGUGAAGCCAAAUCAUACAAGGAAAAACUUCACAUCUCAUGAAAGGAUUAAAGAUCGUAAUCCAUCCAGCUUGCAGUUGAAGUUUGAAGAACAUAUAUCUUGGGCCAUAGCACAUAAUGAGAGUAAGAACCAAGUUGAGGAAACGGAAGGACAAAGUGGGGAGGGGAACCCUAUUGAAAUAAGUGUUUCCAGAAAGUCUGAAAUUUGUGAAGCCACAGAAGAGGGUAAUUCGGAAAGCAAGAAUAAAGUUGUUGGAACUCCUGGAUCGAACUCAAAUUACAUAAUUGAUGAGUUAAUUAGAAACCAGUAUUUAAUGUCAGAAAGUGGGAAUUUGCCACCUGAUAGGCAAAAUGGUUAUGGGAUAGCUUCUUCUGGUAAUUCUGCAUGGAGUCAUCCGAGUCCAGUACGACAGUGGACAACAAGGCUACCAUCCCAAGAUGUUGGCGUAUCUGAGUCGUCCUCAAAAUUGCCUGCAGAUUCAAAGGAGAAUACUUUGAAGGCAAAGCUACUUGAAGCAAGGACACGAGGUCAGCACUCACGCUCACGCUUAAAAGCCUCGAAGAUUUCCUAG